Messenger RNA from Salvelinus namaycush (lake trout), 4023 nucleotides. It is a transcript of the gene lrch2, whose product is annotated as leucine-rich repeats and calponin homology (CH) domain containing 2. Gene Ontology annotation, molecular function: protein binding. The record is from RefSeq and is a predicted model, not a curated record. Lineage: Eukaryota; Metazoa; Chordata; Actinopteri; Salmoniformes; Salmonidae. The transcript is spliced from 21 exons. Bases 1 to 2181 code for a protein of 726 amino acids.
AUGGCGUCGAGUCAGGGAGGUGUGGGAGCUGUACCGGCUCUUUCAAACCAUCACUUAUCCAACGGACCUCACUGGAACCCGGGGAUCAACCAGCAUCAGCAUCAUCUCCACACGACCCGGAGCCUAGACCGCGCUCUGGAGGAUUCCGUGUGCUCAGGAACGUUGAAUCUUAGCGGGAGGAAGCUGAGAGACUACCCUGGAUUGAGCUAUGAUCUUACUGAUACAACACAGGCAGAUCUGUCAAAGAACAGGCUCACAGAGAUCCCUCCAGAGGUGUGUCUGUUCGCCCCCCUUGAGUCGCUCAACCUCUACCACAACUGCAUCAAAUGCAUACCUGAAGCCAUCAUCAACUUGCAGAUGUUGACCUAUCUAAACAUAAGCCGGAACCUUCUCUCAACAUUGCCAAAAUACCUGUUCAACCUCCCUCUCAAAGUGCUGGUGGUGAGCAACAACAAGCUACUGUCUGUCCCAGAGGAGAUUGGGAAGGCCAAAGAACUGAUGGAACUGGACAUCAGCUGUAAUGAGAUCCAGGUGCUGCCCCCUCAGGUGGGGAGGCUCCGUUCAUUACGGGAACUCAACAUCAGGAGGAACUGUCUUCACAUGCUGCCUGAGGAGCUGGCUGACCUGCCACUCAUCAGACUGGACUUCUCCUGCAAUAAGAUCACAGAGAUCCCUCCUGUCUACAGGAGACUCAGGCAGCUGCAGCACAUCAUCCUCGACAACAACCCUAUGCAGUCCCCACCUGCACAGAUCUGCCUGAAGGGCAAGGUGCACAUCUUUAAGUACCUGAACAUCCAGGCUUGUAGGAUGGAUAAGAAGCCUGACUCUCUGGACCUCCCUUCUCUGGGCAAACGCUGCCUUCCCCAGCCUCUCACAGACAGCAUGGAGGAUUUUUACCCCAGUAAGAACCAUGCUCCUGACUCUGGUAUCGGCAGUGACAACGGGGAUAAAAGACUGUCUGCGACAGAGCCCUCUGACGAUGAUAUCAUCAGCCUGCACUCUCAGGUCUCAGAGACGGCUCGCGCCGACGCCCUCUCUCUCCUCUCCAAGAUGGACUCAGGCAAAGAUCAGGUCCCCUUUGACUUCAUCGAGCCCAACGCAGAGGAAGAUGCUGCCCUGUCAGACGGGCAGCAGAGUGGACCCUACAUCUCAUGUAUAAAGGAAUUGGAGAAGGUUCUUAACAAGUCACACCAAAGCAAAGAUAAGGAGAACUGGAAAGAGGAGUCUGGCUCUGAAAAAAAUCAGCUAGUUGAGGAGGAUGAGGAUGAGCUGAAGGAAGUGCUGGACCUGAGGAAGAUCGCUGUCCAGCUCCUGCAGCAGGAGCAACAGAACAGGUUCCUCAGUCACUCUGGCAGCUCCAGCAGCAAACAGAGGUCCCCCUGCCAGGCCAUCCGCAGUGCCUCCCUGGAUGAAGGGAGCAGUGGACCGUCAGUGCUGAGUGGGCAGGACCCUGACUUCACAGACGAUGACACAGCUUUCUCUGAGCCGUCCUCUUCCUGCUCUUUCGAUGGCAGUCUAAAGUCAGAGUCUGACACAGAGUCAAAAUGGCCAGAGGUUCCACCCGUACUCAACCAGAACGAGGAGCGCAGGAGGAACAAGUAUCUGAGGAAAGAUUAUCUAAAGUACAAGUCCCAGAGUGCCCGAAGAAACUCCAGUGGGAAUGACGAGUGUGAGGAGGGGAUGAGGAAUGCUGAUUUCAGCAGCACCCUCACAGUGUUUGGUCUGAAGCCAAGAUCAGCGUUCUGUCGAAGCAGCCGUCAAGAGUCGUCAGACCCCAGUUUCACCAUGAGGAGGAAGAUGGAACACCUGAGAGAGGAGAUGGAGCAGAUUGGCGUCCUACGGCAGAACCUGGAGUCCAGACUAAAGGUCUUGCUGCCAGACGAUGUCGGAGCUGCUCUGAUGGAUGGCGUUGUCCUGUGCCAUCUGGCCAAUCACAUUCGUCCUCGGUCAGUGGCCAGCAUCCAUGUACCCUCCCCAGCAGUGCCAAAGCUUAGCAUGGCCAAGUGCCGCAGGAAUGUCGAGAACUUCCUGGAUGCCUGUAAGAAGCUGGGCGUGUCACAGGACAAGCUGUGUUUACCCCACCAUAUCCUAGAGGAGCGUGGGCUGGUGAAGGUGGGUAUGACCGUGCAGGCUCUACUGGAGCUGCCGGCCUCCAAGCCCACCCAGCUGUCUGCUGUCUAACAGCAGCCUGGACACUGCCUCAACCACCCGCCCAGUCCAGCCCUCCACAACCCAGCCCUUCACCCCACAGAGGAGGGGGCUUCCAGCCUGCUUCGCUCAUCACCGGGGACCAGGGACCCCUUAGGCGGCGAGGGCUGGGGACUGCAGGGAGUCCAUUGCCAGCUGACUGAGCCAAGAGAGGGAGGGGUUAACUCAGAUCCUCCCGCCCUUCCUAUAUGAUGUCAGCUGGGACCCACCUCCCAUUCAUCGGAUUGUUAGCUACUGUCAUGUCCUCCCCCAGGGGACCCUACUGUGCUGUGUGUGUAGAGUACCAGUGUGGCUGUCUGUGUGACCUGCACAGUGUGGACUUUAUGAGAGCUGGUGAACCCAAAGCCAGAUCAGAGGUCAGACUAAGGAAUGAAUCACAGUGAAGAUGAAGACCUGUCUGUCCCCAUGGUGAUAUUGACUGGCCCAUGCUCAGACACUUUUGAACCUAGUGGUGCGAACACUGAAUUCACUGGGUUUUCAACACAGUAUUGAAGACAUUGGUAGUGAAGUGAUAGCAGAUUUAAAGGCAUGUACUCACUCUUUCACUCAGAGAACUGAACUGCAUGCUGGCCGAAGCAGCCACACCACAUCACUCAAGUGGUCCUGACACCCUGACUUUUCUUUUUGGAACAAAUUAGCUUUCAAAGGGGAUAUAUUUGUAAAGAUCAUUGUGUUAUAUCACAAUAUACCUCUGAUAUCCCAGAGGUAAAGCUUGGGACAUCCUAAGUGGUGCUUUACCUCAGAGGAGCCAGCAGUAGCCAAGCACUGGUAUACACACUUCUUACAGUCUGCAUUUGAGAAUAAUUAUUGUACUACCAAUAACAGUGCCAUUUGAGGGAAGAAUGCUAAGCUUACUUUUAAAAGCAUGCUAUCCAUGAUUCCGAUUUUCUACUGCAGCACAUCUGUGGUGAAGGGAGGCAGCUCUGAGGUACUUCAGAUGUGGUAUUAGUAGCUCACCCCUGUACGGUAUACGAGAGAGCCAUCCCACUGCCACGGGACCUUCUCUCAAAUGCAGACCUAGAGACCUGGCUACUGUGAAUGCAUGUAGCUUUGAUCAUACCACGUGUGCUUAUUUGAAUAGGACUUGUUGAAAGCACAUGGUUAUUUAGUUAGGAUAUUGUAUUAUAUACACUUAUAAUGCUGAGAUUGUAUCUUUUGGUAAUUUGAUGCAGUGAAACAGUUCUUUUUUAAUGUUGACAUAUUUAAUCUUUACAUUUAUAACUUGCUCCUCUAGUUGGAUUCACAACUGCAAAACGUAAAAUAAGGAACACAACAUAAACAAUGAGGAAAUCCCAUAGAUCAUCGUUCAUCACUCCAGUCCUCCAGUUCCACAACAGUACAUAUUUUUGUUGUAACCCUGGACAAACACACCUGAUUCAACUCAUCAACUAAUCAGCAAGCCCUCAAUGAGUUGAAUCAGGUGAUUAGUCUUAGACUACAACAAAAAGAUGUACUGUUGAGGGUACUUGAGGACUGGAGUUGGGAAGCACUGCCAUAGAUGAAUCCCAACCACUGAACUAUUUUAAUCAGGAAAAUUAUUUAUCUAUUUAUUUUUUUCUAUUUAUAUGCUUUGUUUGUUUGUUUUUCACCCCUGAUGACCCCUUAAGUUAUGUGAUAGGAGUUUGCAGCUCCAAACUGGUGAUAUUUUCCUGCUUUAAGCUUUGGUGUUUGCUUUGGUGUUUGUUCUUGGCCACAGUUUGCAUGUUCAUUGCCUCAAAAAGCCUGUUUCAAUUAACCUCACAUUGCAGGAAAUCUGAACAAUUGUUCCAGAUGCAGUUUCACUUAAAGGAGUUUCAUUUUGUUUCCAUCCGUAAA